This is a messenger RNA of Pieris macdunnoughi, 2703 nucleotides long. The record is from the annotation of a GenBank genome assembly. Lineage: Eukaryota; Metazoa; Arthropoda; Insecta; Lepidoptera; Pieridae.
AUGUACUUUAUAAAGUCUGCUAUUAUAUACUUUUACCUAAAUUUACAGAAACCUCCCACAACUGUACGAAUCUUUGAUCGCAAUGACUACUACAGUGUGCAUGGUGCGGAUGCAACCACCGCUGCGAGGGAGGUAUUUUCAUCAGUAUCCAACAUCAAGAAGAUGGGCAUUGAACCUAGUCGGCAAGAUUAUCUCGUCCUCUCGAAAGGGAACUUUGAUAUAUUGAUUCGGAAGUUAUUAUUGGUCCGUCGUUACCGCGUUGAGAUCUACGCAUCUGAAGGGUCAAGUAAGAACGAAUGGAUCCUCAAGUACAAAGGAUCACCAGGAUGCAUGUCUCAACUAGAGGAGGUGUUGGGUGAAGGAUUCACUAAUGAUAAUGGUUGCUUAAUUGCUGUCAAUAUCAAGACUGAUGCUAUCACUAAGGGUCGCCUUAUAGGAGUGGCGUGUGUAUCAGGUAAUGACUACCAAAUGUCCGUCUCGGAGUUCACCGAUGACGAUUUGCUGACACAACUAGAAACUGUUACUGUGCAGAUGGCCCCCACUGAAUGUAUUAUACCGCAAGCUGAAAAUGAUGAUUACAAAGCACUGAAAAAGGUAAUGGAGCGAGCCAAUAUAACAGUGACAAGGUUGAAAAAAAUAGAUUUUUCUACUGAAGGUCUGAUACAGGAUCUAAAUCGUCUUCUAAAGUUCAAGGAUUCUCAAGUGCAAGAUGCUAAUGCUUUUCCCGAAACAAGAAUGGCAUCAGCCAUGUUGAGCUUAGCCGCAGCUAUAAGAUAUACAUCGCUCGUUAACGAUGCUACUAACUUUGGAAGAUUUCGCCUGAAUUCAAUAAAAGCAGAGAGCUUCCUGCAUUUGGAUGCGGCUGCGCUCAGCGCGUUGAAUGUGUUACCGGAGCUGGGAGACUCCAAUCAUGCGCCUACGAGAAGUUUGUAUGGAUUACUCGAUAGAUGUCGCACCCAACAAGGAAAACGGCUCUUAGCCCAAUGGCUUCGUCAGCCUCUCAGAGAUAUAAACCUUAUCAAUGAGCGGUUAGAUAUCGUAGAAUUGUUAGUAGAGAACUCACAGCUCAGACUUCAAUUGCAUGAAGAUCAUUUGCGAAGGAUCCCGGAUUUGCAGGCCUUAGCCAGGAAACUUACAAGAAAAAAGGCAAAUUUACAUGACUGCUAUAGGAUAUAUCAGGCAAUACAAAGAUUGCCGAAUCUUCACCAAUGUUUAUCAGAGUCCAACAGUCCAACUGUUAAUUCUUCAUUGGCCGAACCGAUUUCCGAGUUGAAUGACGAUUUAGAAAAGUUCCAGCAGAUGAUUGAGGCUACUGUCGACAUGGAUGCUGUGGACAGAGGUGAUUUCCUAGUAAAACCAUCGUUUGACGAGCAACUUCAAUUACUUCAUGAACAGUUGGAAAAUAUACAGCUGUCCGCCGAAAAAGAACUGAACAGGGCUGCCAAAGACCUAGAAAUGGACGCCAAAAGGACUAUCAAACUUGAAAAUAAUCCACAAAAUGGAUUUUACUUUAGGGUUACACUAAAAGAGGAACAAGCUUUACGUGGGAACAAAAAAUACACUAUAAUAGACGCGGUCAAAGGUGGCGUUAGGUUCAAAACUAACGCAUUAGAGGCCAUAACAGAAGACUAUGUUCAAAGUAAAAUUAACUAUGAAAAGGAACAGGAUAAAACGGUAGCAGAGAUUAUUGGUAUUGCUGCUGGUUAUUCAGAAUGUCUCUUCGGUCUCUCUCAUAUUCUAUCAAAGCUGGAUGUGCUUGUCUCUUUCGCGGUUGCGGCGUCAACAGCUCCAUACCCAUACACUCGGCCAACCAUUACGGAAAGCUUGGAUGAGUUCGUCCUACGAGAUGUGAGACAUCCAUGUCUUGAAGUGCAAGAGGGCGUCUCUUUCAUACCGAAUGAUGUUGUUUUUAAACGAGACUCGUGUUUAAUGCACAUAGUGACAGGCGCCAAUAUGGGCGGCAAGUCCACGUGGAUGCGGUCUUGUGGCAUUGUGGCGCUACUAGCACACGCGGGCUGUUUGGUCCCUGCGUCUAGUGCUAAGGUGCCAAAACUUAGGGCCCUUUGUGCGAGAGUGGGAGCGGCUGAUAGAGAGGAAAAAGGACAGAGCACUUUUAUGUUGGAGAUGAUUGAGUCGGCUGCUAUUUUAAGGACGGCAACCCCGGACUCAUUAGUACUAGUAGAUGAGCUUGGGCGCGGUACAUCCACUUAUGAAGGAUGCGGCAUCGCCUGGGCUAUUGCUGAGAAACUAGCGACAGAAAGCAAAUGUUUCUGCCUCUUCGCGACACAUUACCAUGAGCUGACCCGAUUGCCGAGUCUCCAUCCGAAUGUAAUCGUGAAUUCACACGCAGAAGCCUGCGUAGUAGAUUCCCAAUUGCUACUUUUGCAUAAAAUCGUCCCUGGACCGGCAACACAUUCUCUGGGAUUGCAUGUCGCCAAAUUGGCCGAUUUACCGGAAUCUAUUAUUGAGUAUGCAGAAGCCAAACAGGCCCAACUCGAAACAAAUUUAUUUGAAAUCGAGGCUUCAGUUAAAACUCAAGAUACUUUGGAGGGACAACAAUUAAUCGAAGACUUUCUACGAAAAUGCAAGAAAAUACAAGAAACUGUCAAGUCUGACGCAGACAUGAUGUUGGAAAUUAAUAAAAUGAAAGAAGAUUUAAUUAGUUCUGACAGCAAAUACAUAAAAUCUUUACUUACUGCGUGA